This is a messenger RNA of Anoplopoma fimbria (sablefish), 1763 nucleotides long. RefSeq names its product PDZ and LIM domain 5a (gene pdlim5a). Gene Ontology annotation, cellular component: Z disc; stress fiber; adherens junction. The record is from RefSeq and is a predicted model, not a curated record. Gene Ontology annotation, molecular function: muscle alpha-actinin binding; actin binding. Bases 1 to 1701 code for a protein of 566 amino acids. Gene Ontology annotation, biological process: heart development; actin cytoskeleton organization; muscle structure development. The transcript has 12 exons. Lineage: Eukaryota; Metazoa; Chordata; Actinopteri; Perciformes; Anoplopomatidae.
AUGAACAGCAACUACAGCAUGACCCUCUCCGGCCCGGCCCCCUGGGGCUUCAGGCUACAGGGAGGGAAGGACUUCAACAUGCCCCUCACCAUCUCCAGGCUGACAGAUGGUGGGAAGGCGGCUAAAGGUGGCAUUGGUAUCGGAGACAUGGUUCUGUCUAUUGACGGCAUCGCCACGGAGGGCAUGAACCACCUGGAGGCCCAGAACAAGAUCAAGAGCUGCACUGGCAACCUCAGCCUCACCCUGCAAAAGGCCUGCAAUGUUCCUAAACCUCCUCCUGUGGCACCAAAGGAUGACAGAUCAGACAUCAUAAAACCAGUGGCCCUCACCCAUCCCCCUUCACCACUCCAUCCCCACGCUCACUCCUCCAGCCCCUCCACCGUCGGCUACAACAAGGCCCCCAGAUCCUACGGGGGCUGUGCAUCAGAGAGCGAAUACCCACCUUUCAUCCCAUCCCCAUCCUCUGCCUUCACUCCUGCCUCCUGCAACACCUCUCCCUUUCCUCCUCCUCCACCUCCUGUCUCUUACCCAUCCUCUUCCUCCUCAUCCUCCCCCCCUGUGCUCGUUGCGCCCCAGCCAUCAGUGUAUAACACACCCAUCAACCUCUACUCCACUGAGAACGCAUGUGAGGUGGCUAUGGGGCAGAGGAGGGGCCUGCUGGAGAGUCAGGGUGGAGCCUUGCCUUUGCAGUUUAAUGGAGUUCCCAGGAAACACAUUGUGGACACAGACAUCCAAUUUUACCAUGUGCCCACUCAUGCUGAUGCCAGCAGGAAGCGCAUAACGGAGGACACAGAGGACUGGCGCCCACGGAGCGGGACAACCCAGUCGAGGUCUUUCAGGAUUCUGGCUCAGAUCACCGGUACCGAGCGUGCUCAAGAAGAGGAAGCUGACGCAGCCAAGAAGACACAUGAUGAAGGAGAGGAGCCAGAACUCAACAGCCAUGAGUCUGCAGUUGUCAAGACCAUGAUAAAAGGACCUGUUGCAAUCCAGGGUCACGGUCCACGGACUGGUUUGAUCACCCCUUCUUUUGGUAUGAAGGGUAAUGGAAGUGCCAUCGUCCCGAGAGGUCCUGUCCCGGCCCGACCUUUACCUCAGCCCCACCCUAAAGAUGAGGACACCCUGGUCCAGAUGGCGGAACACAUCCCUGCUGGGACUCGUACGCCCAUGUGUGGCCACUGCAACAUGGUGAUCAGAGGACCAUUUUUGGUAGCAAUGGGGAGAUCAUGGCAUAAGGAGGAAUUUAACUGUGCCCACUGCCGUACAUCGCUGGCAGAUAUAGGCUUUGUGGAAGAACAGGGAUGUGUCUACUGUGAACACUGCUACGAAGAUUUCUUCGCUCCGACAUGCAGCCGCUGCCAGGCCAAGAUACUGGGGGAGGUGAUAAAUGCCCUCAAACAGACGUGGCAUGUCUACUGCUUUCUGUGUGCUUCCUGUCAGCAGCCAAUCAGAAACAACACUUUCCACCUGGAGGAAGGAGAACCAUACUGUGAACAAGACUUCUACAGUAUGUUUGGGACCUGCUGCCAUGGCUGUGAGUUCCCCAUUGAGGCUGGAGACAAGUUCCUGGAGGCCCUUGGUUACAUCUGGCAUGACACCUGCUUCGUCUGCACUGUGUGCUGCACCACUCUUGAAGGCAAGACUUUCUUCUCGAAGAAAGACAAACCUCUGUGCAAGAAACAUGCUCACACACUGAAAAUAUGAAUCUUGGACUUUUUUCACUACUUGGUAGAUGGGAUGGGAAGGCCUCUUUAUAGUUCAUGCAA